Molecule: messenger RNA, 1242 nt
Organism: Balearica regulorum gibbericeps (East African grey crowned-crane)
Lineage: Eukaryota; Metazoa; Chordata; Aves; Gruiformes; Gruidae
Gene: GALR3
Product: galanin receptor 3
Biological process (GO): G protein-coupled receptor signaling pathway
Cellular component (GO): plasma membrane
Molecular function (GO): G protein-coupled receptor activity
Source: RefSeq, a predicted model, not a curated record
GAGAUGCCGGGAGGCUGGAACGGAUCCUCUGACAGCCCAGAGCUGCGAGCUGCAGGGAUUAUCGUGCCCGUCAUCUUCUCCCUCAUCUUCCUCCUGGGCACUGUGGGGAACGGGCUGGUGCUGGCCGUGCUGCUGCGGAAUGGCCAAGUCAAGUACAAUACCACCAACCUCUUCAUCCUUAACCUGGCCAUGGCCGACCUGUGUUUCAUCAUCUGCUGUGUCCCCUUCCAGGCCACCAUUUACACCCUAGAUGGGUGGCUUUUUGGGGCCUUUGCCUGCAAGGCUGUGCAUUUCCUGAUCUACCUCACCAUGUAUGCCAGCAGCUUCACCCUGGCCGCUGUCUCCGUUGACAGGUACCUGGCCAUUCGCUAUCCGCUGAAGUCCCGGGAUCUCCGUACCUCCCGAAAUGCAGGAGUGGCCAUUGUAGUGAUCUGGUCACUGUCGCUGGUCUUUGCAGGGCCUUACCUCAGUUACUAUCAGAUUGUCCAUUACCACAGGGUGCCCAUCUGCAUCCCCAUCUGGGAGGACCAGCGCCGAAAGAUUCUGGACAUCCUCACAUUUGUCUUUGGAUACCUCCUGCCCGUGACCGUGGUCAGCCUGGCAUAUGCCAGGACCAUCAAGUUCCUGUGGACCUCUGUAGACCCCAUAGAAAGGAUCUCAGAGUCCCGGAAGGCCAAGCGUAAGGUCACCAAGAUGAUUGUGGCUGUGGCCAUCCUGUUCUGCCUGUGCUGGCUGCCCCACCACCUGGUCAUCCUGUGCUUCUGGUUCGGCCACUUCCCCUUCAACCAAGCCACUUACGCUUGCCGCCUGGCUUCCCACUGCCUUUCAUAUGCCAACUCCUGCCUCAAUCCCAUCGUCUAUGCCCUCAUCUCCAAGCAUUUCCGCAAGCGUUUCAAGCAGGUCUUCACUUGCCUCUUCUUCCAGAACAAGACCAGGAAGAAGAAGAAGAGAGUUGGAAAGAAAGUCCACGUGGUCAAUGUGGGCAAAGGUUUCACUAACAGCACCAGAGGUUUCUAUGGAGGCAACACUGAGGUGACCCAGGUCCCAGAGGAAAACACCAGGAAGAGGGACCCUGAAGGCACAAGUCAUGAUGCCAGACCAUGGACUCACCAGCUACAAGAUGCCAUGGUCUCUGUGCAGAAAGAGCAUCUGGAGGAGCAAAGUUUGGCAACAGCUGGCCAUCCCCUAGCCGUGACCCUUCCAAGAGGAACUGAGGAGUUUCUAACUGUUCAUUACAGGUGA